AUGGUGAAUCAAACCCCCCACAUCGUCAUCUUAUCCUACGAUGAAAAGAAGAUAAACAAAUUGGUGUCACAUUUGAUGAGCAUAUUUGAACCCCUGGAGAGUUACGAAAAGGCAGAUACGUAUAAGCUCACCUUUGACCGGAAUGAUUUUCACAAGGUGGCCAAGGUGGCCAUUGUGAAUAAGUACUACAGCGCGGAGGUCACUAUUUCUUCCUGCGUGGUUCAAUCUGGGGAGCAUGUCAUUUGUGCAAAGGCAAAUCUGCCAAAUGGGCCUAAUCUGCCAAAUGUGCCGAAUGUGCCAAAUAUGGAAGGGGGUGAUGAAGCGAACCCCGAGUCGCAGAACCGGGCCAAGGAACUAGACGCUAGGGAUAUCCUCUGUGAAAGCGUCAUAUUCCUCUUUAACAAUUUCAGCGAAAAGGAAAAAAAACUCGUUAAUGUAAACCCAUUUAGGAACUAUGAUGAGGAGUGUGUAGAAUACGUUAAGGAUCCGGAGAGCCAACAAAUGAUACGAAAUGCCAAUUUUGAUUUUUCAAAUCUAUAUAAAUAUGUGGGGGUUAAAAUUGCCAUUUUUCCUUCAUCUCUUGAAAAAGACAAUAAAGAUAUUGUUAAUUUUUUUAGCGACUAUUUUAUUGAAUGUUUGUACAUAAAUUAUGAAUCGGAUUUUUUGGCAGAAGGUGAUGAUGAACAGGGGGAGAGGAAUUCCAACUGUACAGAUGAGGGAAACCAAAAUGUAAAAGAGGAGGAAAACACUCAGUUACGAGAAUUUGAAGAACAAGAAGAUGACGAAAGGUUGAUAGAAGCGCUGCACUGUCAUAUGUGGAAGGGGCUGCAGAUUAAACGGGACCAUUUGAUCAUUCAGCAUAGGGGGGAUUUCUCGAUGAACGAAACCUUCAAGGGUGAUGAAGCUGCCCCAAGCGGGGAGAAACCCCCCCAGGGUGAUAAAACUGUGCCAAAUGGGGAGAAGACUCCCCUGAGUGAUAAAACUGUGCCAGGCGGAGCGGCCAAAAUUGAUCCAAACGGAACCGUGGAGAACGGUGCCAAGACCUCCGAAGGACAGAAAGAAAAACUGUUCAUGGAAAACUUCAACAAAAUUGUGGAAAAAAUAAGAGUAGCAAAAAUGGAAAAUAAAAAUUGCAGUAGCCAUUCUGCACGGAGAAAAAAAGCGGAAGAAAUUAUUUUCGAACUGCAGCAGUAUUUCUGUGACAUUGAUGAGGAGUAA
This is a messenger RNA of Plasmodium cynomolgi strain B, 1218 nucleotides long. RefSeq lists its product as hypothetical. Bases 1 to 1218 code for a protein of 405 amino acids. The record is from RefSeq and is a predicted model, not a curated record. NCBI's taxonomy places the organism in Eukaryota, Apicomplexa, Aconoidasida, Haemosporida, Plasmodiidae. The transcript is spliced from 2 exons.